CGGCGUUAUUCCCGUCAUGGAGAACGAUAUAUUCUUUUCCGUGCAUGCUUUUUGUAUCUCCGUAUUCACUGGAUUUCAGGUGUUCAUGUACGAGCGAGCGGGACAACGAGUUUCCAAAAUUUGUAUGGGCAUUAUUGGCUUGAUUGUUGCUUAUUGCAUCAUCAACGCUAUCCUGGCAGGUGCUUCGGUGUUCCCAUGGAUCACCUUCCUUUACAACGUGUCCUACGUGAAACUGUUCAUCACUCUCAUCAAAUACAUCCCACAAGCUAUCAUGAAUUGCCGCAGACGCAGUACAGUCGGUUGGAGCAUCGGAAACAUUUGUCUCGACUUGACUGGCGGGACCCUGAGCCUGCUACAAAUGUUUAUUGUGGCUUAUAACUUUGACGACUGGAGAAGUGGAUUCGGUUCCCCAACGAAACUUGGUCUCGGACUGUUCUCCAUUAUGUUUGAUGUGUUGUUCAUGAUACAACACUGGUGCCUGUUCCGACAUGCUGAGGAACCCCUGCAAACGCUGUUGGUGAUUGAUGAUCAUUCACCUGAGUUGGUUUCUUAGGUAAUGAUGGGAAUCGACGUCUCCUCAAUCCGACGCCCAUUUAUUUUAUUAGUUUAUUUUAUCUCAUCCGCCGCGCACCAUUGCCAGAAUUCUUUUUUUAACUUUUCUCAGCCGAUCUUCUAUGUCUCUUUUUGGGUAUUUAACUUAAACCCAACAAUUCAUCUUGUGUUUCUUUAUAAGUGAAUAGAGUUCGAUUUCUGAAAGUCAAGCGUAUGGGUUGCAUCGUUUGGUGGAAAGCAUUGAAAAGGGUGGACUGUCAUUGUCGCCCUCUCUGAAUCUCGUUACUUCUCUGGCCAUGUACUAACAUAUACUUGAAGUGUUUGCUACAGUUACCCGCUUACAAUGUACAGUCCUCGGACAUUAGGAGCCGUUCGUUUAAAAAUAUCGUCAGCUCUUGGACGGCGUAUGACACUAAUUUUUUUAAGUUUGAGGAGAGGCGCACAGUUUCUUCGAUUAACAGUCGUGUGUAACUAAUUGUGUCACAAUUCCUACAUCUGAAAUUUGUCGACCAUAGGAGCAAAUCUCGGUCUGACUGCGGAACAAGCAUCCCACAUUGUACGGGUGUUCACAUGCAGUGUCCUCGCCUAACUGACUGUUUUGUAAAAAUCAGAAGUAC
Molecule: messenger RNA, 1169 nt
Organism: Opisthorchis viverrini
Lineage: Eukaryota; Metazoa; Platyhelminthes; Trematoda; Opisthorchiida; Opisthorchiidae
Exons: 4
Coding region: 17-553 (178 amino acids)
Biological process (GO): L-cystine transport
Cellular component (GO): lysosomal membrane
Molecular function (GO): L-cystine transmembrane transporter activity
Source: RefSeq, a predicted model, not a curated record